Nematostella vectensis (starlet sea anemone) is the source of this 2126-nucleotide messenger RNA. Its product is annotated as ankyrin repeat domain-containing protein 13C. Gene Ontology annotation, molecular function: protein binding. The transcript has 19 exons. The coding region runs from base 13 to 1329 and encodes 438 amino acids. The record is from RefSeq and is a predicted model, not a curated record. Lineage: Eukaryota; Metazoa; Cnidaria; Anthozoa; Actiniaria; Edwardsiidae. Gene Ontology annotation, cellular component: cytoplasm.
GACAAGUUCAAGAUGGCGGCCGAUCGAAGCAAUGAUCGGUACCCCCUUCAUAAAGCGGUGUUUGAGGGAAAUCUGCGCAAAGUUUCAACUGCUCUCAGGACUUGUGACAUAGAGGAAAGAGACAUUCACGGUAACACCCCAUUACAUUUAGCUGUGAUUUUAGGGAGAAGAGAAUGUGUUUAUCUUUUGCUUGCCCAUGCGGCUCCAGUCAAGGUGAAGAAUGAUCUUGGUUGGAGUCCACUGGCUGAAGCCAUCAGUUAUGGCGACAGACACAUAAUUACUUCUCUAUUGAAGAAGAUAAAAUCACAGACACGAAAUGAGGUCGAGACAAGACGCCCUCAACUUAUAGAUGCACUAAAAGAGCUUGGAGAUUUUUAUGUUGAAAUUACCUGGGAUUUUCAAAGUUGGGUUCCCCUAUUAUCAAGAAUUCUUCCUUCUGAUACUUGUAAAAUAUAUAAAAGGGGUUGCUCUGUAAGAAUGGAUAGUACACUAGUAGAUUUUACAGAUAUGAAGUGGCAAAGAGGUGACAUCUCAUUUAUAUUCAAUGGUGACGCAAAUGGAGAGCAUUCAUUUGCUGUUCUUGACAAUGAGAAAAAAGUAUUCCAGAGAUUGAGAGCUGAGGAAACUGAAGCAGAGAUUGAAGAAGAGGUUGAUUUACUAAUGAGCAGUGAUAUUGUGUCAGUAUACAUGUCAACAAAGCCCAUCACAUUCUCAAGAGCUCAGGGCGGAUGGUUUUGGAAAGCAGACAGAACAGAAAUGGUUGGCCCAUACUUGGCAGACGUUUAUACAGUAAAUGGGAUGAUGUUAGUGUCGAGGAAAAGAAGAGAGCAUCUUUCCGAUGAAGAUCUUGUAAAAAAUAAGGCAUUAAUGGACAGCUUAAGCAAAGGAGGCAACCUAAUAGAGAGCAUACCUGAGACAACAAGACGUGAAUCUCUGAAACCUCCACCUAAACCUGAGCUCACAUGGUCAGAGUACUUGCGUUACGACAUUGAUGAGCUUCCUCAUAUGGGUAGAGCCCAGGUAUUGAAAGAGGAUAGAAAACCAGUGAAGGCGUAUGUUGCUAUGAGUCAAGAAUUCCCACUUUCUAUAGAUCUGGUUCUUAAAGUUUUAGAAGUCAUCGCACCAUUUAAGCAUUUUAGCAAGUUAAAGGAAUUUGUCGCAAUGAAGUUGCCCCCUGGAUUCCCUGUUAGAUUUGAAAUACCCGUCUUUCCAACCAUAACAGCAAAGAUAACUUUUCAGGACUUUAAUAAAUGUGAGAAGAUCCCAGCAUCAAUGUUCUUUAUUCCUAGAGACUAUAAGGAAGAUCCAAACCGAUUUCCAGAUCUAUGAUGUGUUAGAUGCUGCGUAAGAGCGAGAUUCAUACAAUCUCAGCGUCUAUAUAGGACUGGGAACUACUCGGCACGCCCCACUGGACUAGUAACGCCCUGCAUAGUCUUGUCCCCAGUCCACUCUUGGUCUGCUCUACUCGUUCGUGAUUUAAAAUGGCUGGAUGGUGGACACUCUUUGAGGGCGAGCUCUAUAUAACAAUCACCCUAACCCUAACACUAAUCCUGCUUACGGUGGUUGUUAUUUAGUAUUUCUUUCUUGGAGCUCUCGGAGUAAAAGUUGACGUCAUGAAAAGGUUUCCGCGCAGUCCAGAGAAGCCUUGGACGAUUCUAUGUACUAUGCGCCGCCGCGACUGUCGUCUCACGGCAUCAUGGAGCGUGAUGUGCAAACAGAAAUACCCUGCUAUGAAGGGCUUCAACUACUGCGCAAAGUAUUCGGCUGAAUGGGCCUGAUAACAGAGUCUCAUCAGUCUUGAGGCGACAAUAGACAAUAUUCUUUGUAAAUUCAUAAAUGAUAAGAAGACUUGUAAGUUAAACAAAAGAUUUAUAUUUAUUUUUAUCCUGAAUUUGUUCUAAGGCCGCGAUCAUAUAGCGAUUUGUACAGUAAGAAAUGGGUUAAUGUAGUAUAUUAUAGAUUUUACAGGGAGUUGGAGGGAAGGGGCAUGUUUGUAACAGACAAUCCACUUUUUUAUUAAAAAAAAAAAAGAAUUCUACCACCACAUAAGGUGAUUUUGAAUUUUCUUAAACUUCAACAGUGCUGUAUUCGAUCUUCUGAAGAAUUAAUAAACUUUACGAAUUGAG